GGGGGGGUGGACGAUGGCAGCUCAGGUCGCCCCCGCCGCCGCCAGCAGCCUGGGCGCCCCGGCUCCAUCCGAGCUGAAGAAAGCGGAGGCGCAGCAGCAGCAGCAGCGGGAUUGUCCCCCGGAGGAGGCGGGGGGCGAAGCGUCGGAGAAGCGUUCGGAAAGCGAAGAGACGGCGGGGAAACAAGAGCUUCAGGACGGUUCGGAAAGCAACGGAGGGGGCGAACCCGACCUGAAGAACUCGAACGGCAACGCGGGCGCCAGGCCCGGCGCCGCCACCCUGAACAAUGCCCUCCCGGAGCCGCCCGGGGGUGGCGGCGGCGGCGGCAGCGACGGGGCGGGGGCGUCGCAGCCGCCUCCCCCCGCGCUGCCCGCGGCCGCGCUGCCCCCGCCGCCCGCCUACGGGUUCGGGGCCGCGUUCGGCCGCGGCGCGCAGGCUGCGUUCCCCCAACAUGGCGGACAACAAAGCCCUGGCAUGGCAGCGCUGCAGAGCGGGGGCCUGGAGCAGCCCUACCCGCCGCCCCCUCCACCGCAGAACUCGCACGAGCACGGCUUCUCCUCCUCUUCUUCCUCCUCUUCUUCUUCUUCUUCUUCUUCCAACCACCAGUACAACUCUUACUACGCCGCCGCCGUCGGGCGCAGCGCCGCUUCCUACCCGCCUCCUCCUCCUCCUCCUCCUUCUUCCCACCAAGCCUACGCCCUGAGCUCCCCCCGGGGCUCCGCUCCGGUCGCCACCGCCAAGUCCCCGGUCGCUACCGCUUUCCAACAGCAGCAGCAGCAGCGCUUCGGGGGGAUGGGACCCUCCGGAGGAGGAGGGGGAGCCACCCCGCAGCCCACCGCCACCCCUACCCUCAACCAGCUCCUCACCUCCCCCAGCUCCGCCCGUGGCUACCAAGGGUACCCCGGGGGCGACUAUAGCGGCGGGCAGCAGGACGGGGCAGGAGGCGCCGCCAAGGGCCCGGCGGCCGCCGAGAUGGUCUCGCAGUACGGCGGGGGCGGCAGCCAGGGCUGGGCGCCGCCGCGGAGCCACCACGCGCCCGUCAGCCCCGGCGGCAGCGGACAGAGCCUCGCCCGGAGCCAGCAGUCUUCAAGCCCCAUGGAUCAGAUGGGGAAGAUGAGGCCUCAGCCGUAUGGAGGAACCAACCCCUACACACAACAGCAGGGACCUCAGGCGGGGCCACAGCAAGGACACGGCUAUCCAGGACAGCCCUAUGGGCCACAGACUCCUCAGAGAUAUCCCAUGGGAAUGCAAAGCAGGACACAAAGUACAAUGGGCAGCCUCUCAUAUGCACAGCAGAUUCCUCCUUAUGGACAGCAGGGCCCCAGUGCAUAUGGGCAGCAAAGCCAGACUCCCUAUUACAACCAGCAAAGCCCUCACCCGCAGCAGCAGCCUCCGUAUUCCCAGCAGCCUCCCUCCCAGACCCCUCACUCUCAGCCUUCAUAUCAGCAGCAGCAACAGCCUCAGUCUCAGCCUUCGCAACUUCAGACAUCGCAGCCUGCCUACUCACAGCAGCAGUCCCAGCCAUCCCAUCAGCAGUCCCCGACUCCGUAUCCCCAGCAGCAAUCCGCAGCCCAGCAGCAUCCUCAGAGCCAGCCUCCCUACUCGCAGCAGCAGUCGCAGUCACCCUACCAGCAGCAGCAGCAAACUCAGCAGACGGCUUCCUCGGUUCUUUCUCAGCAGUCAUCCUCAUACCCUCCGUCACAGGCACAGCAGCAGCAGUCUGCCUACUCCCAGCAGCGCUUCCCCCCUCCUCAGGAGUUAUCUCAAGACUCGUUUGGGUCCCAGGCAUCGUCUGCUCCCUCGAUGGCUUCCAGUAAAGGGCAAGAAGAUAUGAACUUGAAUCUUCAGUCCAGGCCUUCUAGCCUGCCGGAUCGAUUUCGGGUACGGGGACUACUGAGAAAGAAGACGGCGACCUCCACAUGGAGGUGGGCAGCAGAGACGUCUGGCGUCUUGCUCAGGAGAGGACGGGUUCUUGUUCUUUCAAGCCCAUCUGGCAUGAGAAGGCGGGACCUGUCUGGCUCAAUAGAUGAUCUCCCCAUGGGGACGGAAGGAGCCCUGAGUCCUGGAGUAAGCACGUCAGGGAUAUCCAGCAGUCAAGGAGAGCAGAGUAACCCAGCUCAGUCUCCUUUCUCUCCGCAUACGUCUCCUCACCUGCCAGGCAUCAGAGGACCCUCCCCAUCCCCGGUCGGGUCUCCUGCCAGCGUUGCUCAGUCCCGUUCGGGUCCGCUUUCACCUGCUGCAGUACCAGGCAAUCAGAUGCCACCCCGACCACCCAGCGGCCAGUCGGACAGCAUCCUGCAUCCUUCCAUGAACCAGUCAAGCAUAGCGCAAGAUCGAGGUUACCUGCAGAGGAACCCUCAGAUGCCCCAGUACAGCUCACCCCAGCCUGGCUCAGCCUUAUCUCCCCGUCAGUCUUCUGGAGGACAGAUGCACGCUGGAAUGGGGCCGUACCAGCAGAAUUCCAUGGGAAGCUACGGACCCCAGGGUGGGCAGUACGGACCUCAAGGAGGCUAUCCUAGGCAGCCAAACUACAAUGCGAUGUCCAAUGCCAACUAUCCCAGUCCGGGAAUGGGAGGAAGCCUGAACCCAAUGGGAGCAGGGAGCCAGAUGCACGGGCAGACGGGUGUGCCGCCAUACAGCGGGCUGCCUCCGGGGAGGAUGAGCCACGCUGCCAUGGGGAACAGACCCUACGGACCCAACAUGGCAAAUAUUCCGCCACAGGUGGGGACAGGGAUGUGCCCCCCGCCCGCUGGCAUGAAUCGCAAAGCACAAGAAGCAGCCGCCGCUGCCAUGCAUGCAGCUGCCAACUCCAUCCAGACCAGGCCUCCUGGUUAUCCCAACAUGAACCAAGGAGGAAUGAUGGGCACUGGACCUCCUUAUGGCCAAGGAAUUAACAGUAUGGCUGGCAUGAUGAACCCCCAGGGCCCACCCUAUCCGAUGGGUGGGAACAUGGCUAACAACUCCGCAGGGAUGGCGGCAAGCCCUGAAAUGAUAGGCCUUGGGGAGGUCAAGUUAACACCUGCAACUAAAAUGAACAAUAAGGCAGACGGGACGCCAAAAGCAGAAUCCAAGUCAAAGAAGUCCAGUUCCUCUACCACAACCAAUGAGAAGAUCACCAAACUCUACGAGCUGGGUGGUGAGCCAGAGAGGAAGCUCUGGGUAGAUCGUUACCUGGCCUUUACUGAAGAGAAGGCCAUGGGCAUGACAAACCUCCCAGCGGUGGGCAGAAAACCCUUGGACCUUUACCGGCUCUACAUCUCAGUGAAGGAGAUCGGAGGACUGACUCAGGUCAACAAAAACAAGAAAUGGCGUGAGUUAGCCACCAAUCUCAACGUGGGCACGUCCAGCAGUGCAGCUAGUUCUUUGAAGAAGCAGUACAUCCAGUGUCUGUAUGCCUUCGAGUGCAAGAUUGAGCGAGGUGAAGACCCCCCUCCGGAUAUCUUUGCAGCUGCCGAUUCAAAGAAGUCUCAGACGAAGAUCCAGCCUCCGUCUCCAGCGGGUUCAGGCUCAAUGCAGGGCCCUCAGACGCCUCAGUCCACCAGCAGCUCCAUGGCAGAAGGAGGAGACUUAAAGCCACCAACUCCAGCUUCUACGCCACACAGCCAGAUGCCCCCUUUGCCAGGCAUCAGGAGUAACUCGGUGGGCCUUCAGGAUGCCUUUGCUGAUGGUAGUGAUCCUACGUUCCAAAAGCGGAACUCCAUGACUCCAAAUCCAGGGUACCAGCCCAGCAUGAAUACCUCCGACAUGAUGGGUCGCAUGUCUUACGAGCCAAAUAAAGAUCCUUACAGCAGUAUGAGGAAAGCUCCAGGAAGUGAUCCCUUCAUGUCCUCAGGGCAGGGCCCCAACAGUGGUAUGGGUGACCCUUACAAUCGUGCUGCAGGCCCAGGGAUGGGUAAUAUGGCCAUGGGACAGCGGCAACACUAUUCCUACGGAGGUCCUUACGACAGAGUGAGGACGGAGCCUGGCAUGGGACCUGAGGGCAGCUUAGCAAGCGGAACUCCGCAGCCUAACAUCAUGCCUUCCACCCCGGAGUCAGGGAUGUACUCUCCCAGCCGCUACCCACAGCAGCAGCAGCAGCAGCAAAGACAUGAUUCCUAUGGCAAUCAAUUCUCCACUCAAGGCACAUCCUCCGGCAACCCCUUCCCUAGCCAGCAAACCACCAUGUAUCAACAGCAGCAGCAGAAUUACAAGCGGCCGAUGGACGGCAACUACGGCCCACCCGCCAAGAGGCACGAAGGGGAGAUGUACAAUGUCCCAUAUAGCGCGGGGCAGGGGCAGACGCCGCAGCAGCUGCCUCCAGCGCAGAGCCAGCAGCCGAGCCAGCAGCCAACGGCGCAGCCAUCUCCACAGCAGGACCUGUAUAACCAGUACGGGAGCACCUACCCUGCUGCUGACCGUCGCUCUGCCGGAGGGCCGCAGAACCAGUUCCCUUUCCAAUUCGGCAGAGACAGGGUCUCGGCUCCUCCAGGCUCCACUGCUCAGCAAAACAUGCCUCCUCAGAUGAUGGGAGGUCCCUUACAGUCUGCUCCGGAGGGCCCGCAGCAAGGCGCCAUGUGGCAAGGGCGUAACGAAAUAGGGUACAGCUAUCCAAACCGGCAGAGCACCGGCUCUGCGCCCCAGGGGCCUGCGUAUCACGGAGUGACUCGAACAGAUGAAAUUCUGCAUUCAGAGCAGAGGGUCAACCAUGAGGGACCAUGGCCUUCCCACGGGAACCGGCAGCCUCCGUAUGGUGGGCCCUCUGCCCCCGUGCCCCCCAUGACCAGGCCCCCCCAGUCUAACUACCAGGCCCCCCCCAGCAUGCAGAAUCACAUUCCUCAGGUAUCCAACCCAGCACCUCUGCCCAGACCUCUGGAGAAUCGCACUUCUCCCAGUAAAUCUCCAUUCCUGCACUCGGGGAUGAAAAUGCAGAAGGCAGGACCGCCAGUCCCCGCCUCGCACAUAACACCAGCAGCUGUACAGCCUCCCAUGAUCCGACGAGACAUCACCUUCCCUCCGGGAUCAGUAGAAGCGACACAACCUGUAUUGAAGCAGAGGAGACGGCUGACAGCAAAAGAUAUUGGAACUCCUGAAGCCUGGAGAGUGAUGAUGUCUCUGAAGUCUGGGCUGUUAGCUGAAAGUACGUGGGCCUUAGAUACCAUAAACAUCCUGCUCUAUGAUGACAACAGCAUAAUGACCUUCAACCUCAGCCAGCUGCCAGGCUUGCUGGAACUCUUGGUGGAGUAUUUCCGGCGCUGCCUGAUCGAGAUCUUUGGAAUCCUGAGGGAAUAUGAAGUGGGAGACCCAGGGCAAAGAACACUAUUAGAUCCCGAAAGGUUCUGCAAAUCUUCAGCUUCUUCUCAGGAAGAAGGGGAGGAGGAUGAUGAACCACGGAGCCUGAACUGUGAGGAUGAAGAAGAGGAUGAGGAAGAAGAGGAGGCUGCGUUUUCCAGCAAGGACAAAGCCCCUCUAGAGAUCAAUGAGGAAAAACUAGUGAGUAAAUUUGACAAGCUUCCAAUCAAGGUCGUGCACAAAAACGACCCGUUUGUGGUAGAUUAUUCAGACAAGCUGGGGCGAGUGCAGGAGUUUGAAAGCGGGCUGCUGCACUGGCGGAUCGGCGGUGGGGACACCACCGAGCACAUCCAGACCCACUUUGAGAGCAAGAUGGAGCUACCUUUGAUUCACAAACGAGCUUCCUGCAACUCGGUCUCAAGGAAACGUUCAGCAGCUGAGAGCAAUCCAAGCACUAGGGAAGGAGAAAAUCCUCCCUCCGACAGUUCCUCGGAGAAGAGGAUAACUGCCACCAUGGACGAUAUGCUUUCAGCGCGUCCGGGCUCCCUGUCUGGGGAGGAGGAAGAGGUCAAAGCUUUGGAAACGGAGAAGGAAAGCAAGUUUCCCUUUGGCAUUAGUCCGGCUCAGAGCCACAGGAACAUCAAAAUCCUGGAGGAUGAACCUCACAGUAAGGACGAGACGCCGCUCUGCACCAUCCUGGACUGGCAGGACUCUCUGGCAAAGCGCUGCAUCUGCGUCUCGAACAUCAUCAGGAGUUUAUCGUUUGUGCCGGGCAAUGACUUUGAAAUGUCCAAACAUCCCGGGCUGCUGCUGAUUCUAGGGAAGUUGAUUCUCUUACACCACAAGCACCCAGAACGCAAGCAGGCACCCCUGACCUACGAGAAAGAGGAGGAGCAGGACCAAGGGGUGAGCUGCAACAAGGUGGAGUGGUGGUGGGACUGCUUGGAGAUGCUGCGUGAAAAUACACUGGUCACACUCGCCAACAUUUCUGGCCAGCUGGACCUCUCCCCUUACCCGGAAAGCAUCUGUUUGCCGAUCCUGGAUGGACUCCUCCAUUGGGCGGUGUGUCCAUCCGCAGAGGCCCAGGACCCCUUCCCGACACUGGGGCCCAACGCUGUCCUCUCCCCUCAGCGACUGGUUUUGGAAACACUCAGCAAACUCAGCAUCCAGGACAACAAUGUGGAUUUGAUUCUUGCAACUCCCCCUUUCAGUCGCUUGGAGAAGCUGUACAGCACCCUGGUGCGGUUCCUUAGUGACAGAAAGAACCCGGUGUGUCGAGAGAUGGCUGUGGUACUACUGGCCAACUUGGCACAGGGGGACAGCCUGGCAGCAAGAGCGAUUGCUGUGCAGAAGGGCAGCAUUGGCAACUUGCUGGGCUUCUUGGAGGACAGCCUGGCCGCCACGCAGUUCCAGCAGAGCCAGGCCGGUUUGAUGCACAUGCAGAACCCACCCUUUGAGUCGACGAGCGUGGACAUGAUGCGCCGAGCCGCUCGGGCGCUGCUCGCCCUGGCCAAGGUGGACGAGAACCACUCGGAGUUCACGUUAUACGAGUCGCGGCUGUUGGACAUCUCCGUGUCGCCUUUGAUGAACUCUUUGGUUUCACAAGUGAUUUGUGAAGUACUGUUUUUAAUUGGCCAGUCAUGACAGCUGUGGGAUCCGAGACCCCGUGUGCGUGUGCGUGAGUGGAGAACUUAGAAACUGACUGUUGCCCUUUAUUUAUGCAAAACCACCUCAGAAUCCACUGUCUGCCCUGCGCUGUCCUGCUUCUCCCUUGGGGAAAGACCUUCCCCCUUCCCUCUCCCUUUCCCCUGCCCUUCAAAUUUGUCCUGAAUCCCUUAUUAAAGGAGACAAAGUUCUGUCUACAUAGAAGACUUUUUUUUAUUUUAACCAAAGUUACUGUCGUUUACAGUGAGUUUGGGGAAAAAAAAACGACUUGCCCUGUUAUCCCAUUGACAGGCACCGCUUUCCUAACUGUUUUUAAUGGUAAACUCUGAAGGACAAAAGUGACUGCUGAACUCGGUGUGGUUUUAUCGCUGUACAUUCACAAUCUUGCAGGAACCAAGACGUUACCGGUGGUGAACAGACCUUGUCCGAGGGAGGCCUGUGCAGUAGCGUGUAGAACUCCAUGUACUGUACACCUUAAACUGUAAACAUACUGUAAUAAUGUCUCACAUGGAAAAAAAAAACAAAACAAAAACCGCUGGAUCAGCAGCAAGCUGUAGUUUUUAAAGAUGUUUUUAGUUAAUGUUGAGGAGAAAAAAAGAAAAAAAAGGCUUUUCCCCCAAAGUAUCAUGUGUGAACCUACAACACCCUGACCUCUUUCUCUUCUUCCUCCUUGAUUGUAUGAAUAACCCUGAGAUCACCUCUUAGAACUGGUUUUAACCUUUAGCCGCAGCCCGAGCGCUGCCACGUGUGUAUAUAUCUAUGACGUUGUACAUUGCACAUCCCCUGAGAUCCCCUGCAGUUUUGUCCCCCUCUCCUCCCCCUUUAUAGUAUGACGAGUUACCGAGUUGAUGACCUGCAAAAGCGAGACACAAUUAUUUAAUCUCUUGCCAGACAUCCCUCCCUGGAGGAUGCUGUACAGGUCUCUGUGUAUAAAGUCAUUGCUGUCUCAGCAGCCAAUCAACUGAUAGUUUAUUUUUUUCCUGGUUUUUGUUUUCUUUCUAAUCGAGGUGUGAAAAAGUUCUAGGUUCAGUUGAAGUUCCUGAUGAAGAAACACAAUUGAGAUUUUUCAGUGAUGAAUUCUGCAUAUUUGUAUUUCAGACGAUGUAGCUAAAAACUUGAUGUAAAUUCCUCCCUUUUUUCCUUUUUUGGCUUAAUGAAUAUCAUUUAUUCAGUAUGAAAUCUUUAUACUAUAUGUUCCACGUGUUAAGAAUAAAUGUACAUUAAAUCUUGGUAAGAUGU
Messenger RNA from Cuculus canorus (common cuckoo), 8170 nucleotides. It is a transcript of the gene ARID1A, whose product is annotated as AT-rich interaction domain 1A. Gene Ontology annotation, cellular component: nBAF complex; brahma complex; SWI/SNF complex. Gene Ontology annotation, molecular function: nucleosome binding; DNA binding. NCBI's taxonomy places the organism in Eukaryota, Metazoa, Chordata, Aves, Cuculiformes, Cuculidae. The coding region runs from base 14 to 6910 and encodes 2298 amino acids. Gene Ontology annotation, biological process: regulation of transcription by RNA polymerase II; chromatin remodeling; positive regulation of DNA-templated transcription. The record is from RefSeq and is a predicted model, not a curated record. The transcript is spliced from 21 exons.